Macrosteles quadrilineatus (aster leafhopper) is the source of this 1544-nucleotide messenger RNA. RefSeq names its product metalloendopeptidase OMA1, mitochondrial-like. Gene Ontology annotation, cellular component: mitochondrial inner membrane. The record is from RefSeq and is a predicted model, not a curated record. Gene Ontology annotation, molecular function: metalloendopeptidase activity. Gene Ontology annotation, biological process: protein quality control for misfolded or incompletely synthesized proteins; mitochondrial protein processing. The transcript has 2 exons. NCBI's taxonomy places the organism in Eukaryota, Metazoa, Arthropoda, Insecta, Hemiptera, Cicadellidae. The coding region runs from base 227 to 1480 and encodes 417 amino acids.
AACUAUGAAACAGUUAUUUAUUAUUAAAUUAUGCUGUGCCUAUUUAUCUUACUAAUAAUUUAUAAGACUGAAGUGUAAGUAAAAUCAAAAUUAAAAUCUCAAAAAGGUUGGUUGAGUAUUAUUAUUGUGCUUUGCUAAAUUGAAUACAUUCUGUGUGUGAUCAAACAAAAGAGGUUAGAGAAACAGUUAUUAAAUGUAUGUAAUAUUUUAGAAUAAAUUAUCAAAUAUGUACCUCCGUUUGAGGCUAAACCAGAUGAAAAACAGCUACAAAAAUAUUUUGUCUGUAAGCAAUAAAUUACCUCAACUUAAGCACACACAUCACAACAUAACCUUAACCUCAUGUACACCAAGCAUCAAUAAUAGAAGCCUUUUUACUUUUGGGUCAUGCAACAAGUAUGUUAAAAAUCAUACCCCAGCUAUAAGACCCCUCAAAAGAUAUUUUCAUACCACUCCACCCAACAAAGCACUCCCUCCAAUUCUGUGGGUAGUAUUAAGGGGCCUCUUAAAGUUUGGCGCCGUAAUAACUGGUAGAGGAUUAAGAAAAUGGUGGGCAUCUUUGCCCAAGAAUAAGAGACAUUAUAUUUUGCAAAGGUUGAAAGAAAAUCGCAAAAAUCUAGCCAUAGUAGCUUUUCUCACAAGUGGUGCAGUGUACGGUUAUUACAUUUCCCAUCUCGUGGAAGAUCCGAUCACAAAAAGAAAGAAGUUCCUGAUUUUCUCCGAAAAUCAGAUAAUUCAAAUGUCGAAUAUCGAGUGUGAUGUUCUGCUAGAGAACUACAAUAAUAAGAUUGUAACAUCAGGCUACCACUACAAUCAUGUCUUGAGGGUAGCUAACCGAAUCCUUCAGGCGAACAAACAUCUACCAGGAACUAAAAGAACUUGGAAAGUAUUCAUCAUCGAUGACAUUGAUACGAAAAAUGCAUUUGUUUUGCCUAGUGGGCACAUAUUUAUAUUCACCGGAAUGUUGGCUGCUGUCAGUAAUGACGACCAACUGGCUGCAAUCUUGGCUCACGAGAUGGCUCAUGCGCUAUUAAGUCAUGCGGGUGAAGUUGCAAGCAGGACUCAUCUAUUUGAGUUGUUGUUGCUUAUUCCGCUUCUUGCUCUAUGGACGUUACUCCCUACCUCAAUGGCACUUUCCUCACAUUACCUGACGGAAUAUUUAAGCAGCAUCCUAUUCCAGCUGCCAAUGAGUCGUAAGCUUGAGACAGAAGCGGACACAGUAGGAUUAGAAAUGUCUGUUAGAGCCUGCUACGAUCCUCGCCAAGCUAGUGCCUUUUGGAAGAAUAUGGAAAAAAUGUCUGAGGAAGCUGAUAUCGAAUGGUUGUCUACUCACCCUAGCCACCGGACGAGAUAUCAAACCAUAGAAGAAUUGAUGCCAGGAGCUUUCCAUAUUCUUGCUCGCCAUUGUACCACACCUGAUAAAAUGGACCCUCGUUUACCAAGGUCGUUGCCAAUCGACAUCCCACAGAUAAAAGUCUUUUAACAUCUCCAAGCGCCAAGAGGAAACUUCAAAUUAUGUGAUUUUUAGAGUCAUAACGAAUUGUUGC